Benincasa hispida (wax gourd) is the source of this 1430-nucleotide messenger RNA. Its product is annotated as ATP synthase gamma chain, chloroplastic. The record is from RefSeq and is a predicted model, not a curated record. Gene Ontology annotation, molecular function: proton-transporting ATP synthase activity, rotational mechanism. Gene Ontology annotation, cellular component: chloroplast thylakoid membrane. Lineage: Eukaryota; Viridiplantae; Streptophyta; Magnoliopsida; Cucurbitales; Cucurbitaceae. Gene Ontology annotation, biological process: proton motive force-driven ATP synthesis.
CACUCAUUUCUCACUCCUUUCUUGCGAACGAGAGCCACCCUCGCCAAUGAAUGAAGAUAAGACUUUACCCCAAGAAUAACCUGAACCCCUUCUUUGCAGCCUCUCUUCACCGCCAAACUAGAGCUCACCUCCCUCCUCGGCUGCUAAACCAUGUCUUGUUCAAAUCUGACUAUGUGGGUGUCUUCAAAACCCACUGUUUCUGAUGCAUCUUCCCUUUCUUUCCGCUCAUUUUUGAGCCCUUUCCAGCUCCCUUCCCAGAAUUCAAGCCCUGCUCGAUCAUGGUCGGUUUCUCCAAUCCAUUGCGGUCUUCGGGAGCUUCGAGAUCGUAUCGAUUCGGUGAAGAACACCCAGAAGAUCACUGAAGCUAUGAAGCUUGUUGCUGCUGCCAAAGUCCGCAGAGCUCAAGAAGCAGUUGUUAAUGGAAGACCCUUCUCAGAAGCUUUGGUUGAAGUCCUUUACAACAUCAAUGAGCAACUUCAAACAGAAGAUGUUGAUGUUCCUUUAACCAAAGUAAGACCUGUUAAGAAAGUUGCAUUAGUUGUUGUCACGGGUGAUAGAGGUCUUUGUGGUGGUUUCAACAAUACCAUCAUUAAGAAAGCUGAAGCCAGAAUAUCAGAAUUGAAGGCACUUGGUCUUGAUUACACUGUCAUUAGUGUUGGCAAGAAGGGUAAUUCCUAUUUCCUUCGCCGACCUUACAUCCCGGUCGAUAAGUUCCUUGAAGGUGGCACUCUUCCCACAGCUAAAGAAGCUCAAGCAAUAGCUGAUGAUGUUUUUUCACUCUUUGUUAGCGAAGAAGUUGAUAAAGUAGAGCUUUUGUACACGAAAUUCGUGUCGUUGAUAAAAUCCGAUCCUGUAAUUCACACUCUUCUUCCACUCUCACCCAAGGGUGAGAUCUGUGAUAUAAAUGGAGUAUGUGUAGAUGCUGCAGAAGAUGAGUUUUUCAGGUUGACAACAAAGGAAGGGAAAUUGACAGUGGAAAGGGAUUCAGUGAGGACAAGCACAUCAGAUUUUUCACCAAUUUUGGAGUUUGAGCAAGACCCAGUUCAGAUCUUGGAUGCUUUAUUGCCUUUGUAUUUGAACAGCCAGAUUUUGAGGGCAUUGCAAGAGUCAUUGGCUAGUGAACUUGCAGCUAGAAUGAGUGCUAUGAGUAAUGCAACUGAUAAUGCUUCUGAGCUGAAGAGAACUCUGUCUAUUGUAUAUAAUAGACAGCGCCAAGCUAAGAUUACUGGAGAAAUCUUGGAGAUUGUUGCUGGUGCUAAUGCCUUGACUUAAUUUGAUGUUUGUGUAUAUCUCCUCCCAUGUUUGCUUGCUUUUUCCUCUUCCUUCCCCUUACAUACAUCCCAUGUUUCUAUAUUCAAUGAUCUCAUUCAAAUUAUGCAGUUUCUAUAGAAUAUAUGCAAAUUGUAAGUCUUUCAUGUUCUGCUUCUUCA